Messenger RNA from Penicillium canescens, 1341 nucleotides. RefSeq lists its product as uncharacterized. NCBI's taxonomy places the organism in Eukaryota, Fungi, Ascomycota, Eurotiomycetes, Eurotiales, Aspergillaceae. The transcript is spliced from 2 exons. Bases 1 to 1341 code for a protein of 446 amino acids. The record is from RefSeq and is a predicted model, not a curated record.
AUGUCUGACUCGGAUGAAGAUGACUGGCAGCAAGUGCGCACCUACACUGACCAUCUUGGUCACCGCGUGGUGCUGGAGCAGUUCGUCUACAGCUUUGUUCCCCUGGAUGACGACCACGAACAGCUCCGGGAAUACCUGAUGCAGAGCUUCAUUGAUGAAGAGCUCAAGCCUUUGUUCGAGAUUUAUUCAUACUGCCCGCCCGACGCCUUCGCCUGUAUUGAGCAUAACCGCCGGGAAAUCGCCCACCGCAAGCAGCUACACCGGUCAGGGGUCGAGAAUCCACCCCCGCUGAUUCGGAAAUUUCCCCGUCGUAGCGAUGGCACGCUCGGUGGGUUUUGUAUCCUAAUUCGAUCGCACAGCUAUCGACUAGGCCAGGAUGAGGAUAGGCUUGCUGAGGCGGGCGAAGGCCCAGACUUGCUCUACUUCAACCGCUCGUUUUCUAGCACGCGCAGUGAUGUUGAUGAGGCGCAGCGUAUAUCCGAAUACGACGAUCUCGCACCAGAGGCAUUUGAAUUGGCCACCGAGCGUAUCACGAAGCAGUUUAACAUCGGCCAGAUCCUUAUGCUUGAUAUCUUCCUGAACACCGGUCGUCCUAGCCUACAAUACGCCUUGGAUGUGGAUGAGGGCGAGCCUCCUAACUCGAAUCCGCCGCCAGAAGAGCAGAUUCGCGACCAGUUAGGCCAAGAAGCUUCAGUCGGCGGCUUCUCUCUUAAUCCGGCAUUCCAGAUUUCCCACGAUGACGACAUCGUAACGGUCACCAAUACUCCCAAGGGAAGCGUCCCUGAUAUUCAAUACGUUGUCCAUGCGCUUUUUCUCGCCUCUAUCCGUGACACAGCAGGGCCCUCCCUCCUGGAAAGCACAGCGCGCCUCUUCACAGCGGCAGUUGUCUCCUACCUCCCGGCCAAUAAAACCCUCGAUCUCAAAUUCUACAUCCCAAACUCCCCUUCCUGGUCGGCCAUCCGCCCCGCCCAAGCCGAAGUUCUAUCCCACCAAACCCAAGAAGGGGACCAAGAAAAUCCCUUCCCUAUCGGGGCCCUGCACACCUUUUCCGCAGGUGACGAACAACCCCCUACCGCACAUCGCUUCACCCCCCAACGACCCGGCAAAUAUCUCACCUCAGCAAAAGCGACGGCCAGCACGCCAUUUCGUUUGUUCACAGUUGCGCUCGAUCGCGCCAAGUUUAUCUCCGAGGCCGGGGUUUACUUCUACAUGGCGGACUUCGAUGCGUCCGGGGAUCCGGACCCUUACUUGGAGGUAUGUCCCGAUGAUACGCAGAUUUUCCGGGGCGUGGAUAUGAGUACGGUUGCCGGACGGUUGGGGCUAGUUGUUCUUGACGGAUAA